AUGAAAAAAACUUUUUGUUGCUAUGGUAAAACAAAGAAAUGGUUAUUUCAUUUCAUAUCAUUUAUCUUAUGUUUAACUUUACUAUUAUAUCGUACAUUCGAAUGGUUAAAAGCUUAUCAUUUCUUCAUUGAUGAUUAUUAUCAUAUGAAUGGAUUCAUUUACUAUUUACAAAAUUCCUAUUUCAAUAAACAGAAUAUGAAUAAUAAAGAUCAUUAUCAUCACCAUCAUUAUCAUCCUCAUCAGCAGCAGCAGCUGCAGGAGCACCAGCAUCAUUAUCAGGAUAAUAUGAUACAUAGUGAUAAUACAACAUUAAUGGAACCAAAUGUGAUAAUUAGAUUAUGUAAUAUUAAUCCAAUGAGAUUAUCCGCAUUAUUUUCAUUAUUCAAUGGAAGUGAUAUUUAUACUUAUUUAAUUACAAAAUAUGGUAAAAUUGAUAUGAUCAAUUUAUUAAAUGAUACAUAUUUAACACCAGAACAAAUUAAACAUAUGGCUCAUCCACUUUCAACAACAUUGAAAAGUUGUCAAUAUGGUGAUGAUCAAUGUACAAUUAAUGAUUUUAUCUCAAUAUUUACAACACAUGGAUGGUGUUAUCAAUUUCAUUUGAAUUUUUCCAGAAAUGCUGAAUUAAAAUUAAUAUUGGAUCCACAAGAAUAUGAUUACAUAAUACCAAAUAAAGGUUAUGUUGGUUUUUAUUUAACUGUACAAAAUCUAAAUUGUUCACCUAGGCAACAAUUCAAUAUGAAUAAUAAUAAUAAUGAUCAAUCUAUUAUUGUUGGACCAAAGUUUCAUUCGUAUAUUAGUAUACAACAACAAUAUUUUGUCAGAAGUGGAAAUCAUUUUGGAACAAACAUUAAAGAUAUUUGCCCAGCAUAUAAUAUACAAUCAGUUGUACAACUAGAAAAGCUUCCAAUUCAAAUACAUUUAUUACAGAAAUUCAAUACGAAUUUAUUCAAACGAAAUGGUACUGUAGUUCAAUAUGGUAUACUCUAUCAACAGAAAGCAUUUUUACAAAUUUAUAAUCGUACAGCCUAUGAUUUAAUUAAAAAUUUAUCUAAAGAAUUAUAUCAAGCUAAAUUAUUAACAAAAUUUACUAUUCAAUCUAUUUGGAACUUAUACAAGUACUUGAAAUAUUUCAAUCCAAUCAAAUCCAUUCAUAAUACGAUUAAUUAUAAUCAUCAUCAUUAUUGUUAUACUAAAGUAUAUCAAUUAUUCAUUUCAAUUAGUAAAGAUAUUUUAUCAAGGAAUACUUUAUCGAAUAUUGAUCCAGAUCCAGAUCAAGAUCAAGAUGAUGAUGAUCAUUAUCAUCAUGAAGAAAAUCAAUAUUUUAUGAAUAAUCAUACAUUAGAUCAUAUUGAAUUACAAUUAAUUAAUAGUUUUUUUGAAACAAAAGUAAUUGUAUCACCAAGUUCAUCAUUAUUACGUAAGAUAUUAACAGUGGUUAUGAAAUUUCGUUAUCUUCUAUCAAAUUAUAGUAAUUUAUCAUCUACAAUUAUAUCUAAUAAGAAUAAAUCAUCUAUGCUCAAUAUUAAUUCAUUUAUGGAUAAUACUACUCAAUUUAUAUUACAAUUUAAUGUUAUGAAUUGUAGUCAUUUAAUUACAUAUUAUAAUGAACAAAUUAAUAAAUGUGGUGAAACAGCUAGUGGUGCAUUAACAAGAUUAGAUCAUGUUAAUUUACAAUUACAUAAUUUAAUUAAAAAUAAUCAUUUUAUACGUUUAAUAUAUCCAAAACAUUCUUAUCCUUAUACAGAAUUAUCUAUAUCAAAUAUGGUCAGUUUGAGUAUCAGAUUGUCCAAAUUCAAUGUUCCAACAUUUCAUGAAAGUUCAACAUUCCAUAUAGAUAUUUACUUAAAAAGUAAGUUGCUUUUAUAAUGAAAAUAAAGUAAUUUCUCAUGUUGAAUGGGUGGCAGAUAACCA
Molecule: messenger RNA, 1914 nt
Organism: Schistosoma margrebowiei
Lineage: Eukaryota; Metazoa; Platyhelminthes; Trematoda; Strigeidida; Schistosomatidae
Source: the annotation of a GenBank genome assembly